This is a messenger RNA of Cicer arietinum (chickpea), 1199 nucleotides long. RefSeq names its product serine/threonine-protein phosphatase 7 long form homolog. Gene Ontology annotation, biological process: meristem maintenance; meristem development. Lineage: Eukaryota; Viridiplantae; Streptophyta; Magnoliopsida; Fabales; Fabaceae. The record is from RefSeq and is a predicted model, not a curated record.
AACCAAAAAACCAAAUGAUUCCAUAUUACCAUAUUUACAUGCGGCUGGCUUUGGUGAAGUUGUAAAACUCGGAAACUAUAAGAUAGAUGUCGGUCUCAUCACUGCUAUGGUUGAGAGAUGGAGACCUGAAACUCACACAUUUCAUCUUCCAAUAGGUGAGUGCACAAUAACUUUGGAAGAUGUUUAUUACAUUUUAGGAUUAAACGUUUCCGGUUUACCUGUUAGUGGUUCCAAUUUUGUGCAAGUAAAACAAAUCUGUCAAGAUUACUUAGGAGUUAUCCCACCCGAUGGAGCAACAAAAGGUAAUUCUAUUAAAUUAAAGUGGCUUAAGGAUACAUUUGACGAUGUUGGUGAAAAUGCAUCUGAAUUAGAAAAACAAGCAUCAUGUCGAGCAUACAUCCUACGUAUGAUCAGAGGGUUAUUGAUGCCUGACAAAUCCAACAACCGUGUACAUCUAAAGUAUCUUUCACUAUUAGAAGAUUUAAACAAAGUAUCCCAAUAUAGUUGGGGUUCAGCUGUUUUAGCUACCAUAUUAUGCCUUGCAACGAAACCUGGUGUAAUAUCUAUGGGAGGAUGCGCAUUAUUGUUGCAAAACUGGGCAUGGUAUCGUUUGUCUUGUGUCGCUCCUGAAUCUCCCAAACCAUGGAUAUUUCCACUUGCACAGAGGUUUAAUUCUGGUGGUCUAAAUUUUGCUAAAGUUCCUCAUAACGACGUAGAAGGAUAUCGAAAAACAAUUGAUCACAUGAUGGUUGAGGAAUUUUAUUGGAGACCUUAUCUCGGGUUCCAACAUGAAGUUUCAGAAGAAGAUAGGGCCACUUGGAGUGCAUGUACUUAUCUACUCUGUUAUCAUAUUGUUGAAAAACAUCAUACAGAUAGGGUCACACUCCAGUUUGGUUUACAUCAACAAAUACCACAACCACCAGAGGACAUGAAAUCGUAUCACGAGGUCGACAUGAGGCGUGGGAUUGAUGAUAAUUGAACUUGGGUUUGGAGGGAAGAAAUAAACCAUUGGAAUGAGCGCCAUAAUCUGAAUUUCCAUAAGAGGUGUGAAGAUUAAUCCUUCAUACUUAGCUGAGGCAGUACAACACAUGUGCUCAAUUAAAAAUCAGGACAUUUGUUGUUCUCAUAUACGAGGUCUUCGUGUGGUGUGGGGGUUAAUUCUUUGACAUCUUUUAUUUUGGAAUUUUAUUCUUCAUGAG